This is a messenger RNA of Alternaria atra, 1104 nucleotides long. RefSeq lists its product as uncharacterized. Gene Ontology annotation, biological process: regulation of cell cycle. NCBI's taxonomy places the organism in Eukaryota, Fungi, Ascomycota, Dothideomycetes, Pleosporales, Pleosporaceae. Gene Ontology annotation, cellular component: nucleus. The transcript has a single exon. The coding region runs from base 1 to 1104 and encodes 367 amino acids. The record is from RefSeq and is a predicted model, not a curated record.
AUGUCGAAGCCAAAAGAUUUGCGCACACUCAUCGACCUCACCAAAACCACGCAAGCGCUCCUUACGCACUACCAAUCUUCCCUCGCGCCCACCAAAGAUGCUGCUUCAAAGCCCGAAACCUCAACGACCGAAAUCGCAAACCCUCUCGAUGUCAUCAAAGCGUCGACUACACUCCUAAAAUCGCACACGACUACGCUGUCGCUCCUUCUCAUAAAUCCACCUCUCACGCCCUCGGCGAUCAUAGCGAAGAUUGGCGAUGUGAGUUCAGGCCCACUGAACAGCAUGGUGGCUGCGGCCUCAUACGUACCACGAGAGGGUCAGAGGGGUGAUAUCGGGAACAUAAUGCGCACGGAAGUCAAGGCGCAGGUACGGAGGCUGCUGGGGACAUGGGGAGAGGUUCUUGCUAUGAUCUUGAAGAUGGCAGAGCAAAGACGAGAUACGCAAGGUAAAGACAAAGGCCCGACAGAGAACGAGAAGCAGGAAGUCUUGUCUUCCACUGGUGUAUUAUGGGAUGCAUGUGACGCGUUAUUGAAGUUAUGCGCGGAUGGUGUUGUUGGACUGGUGGCCAAGAAGGCACAAGAGCUACGAGCAGUAUUGCUCGAUGCGAUUGAAGAGCUGAAAGAGUGGGGAGAGGACGUUGAAGACGACGAUGAUGAAGCAGAAGGCAGUGAAGAUGAAGACGAGGUCUUUGGCGCGUCGAACAAGAUCGGCAAGGAUGACAAGGUGUUGAAGGAACUGCUAGACACUAGUGUCAAGAAGCUGAAGAUGGUAGGCAUGCUAUACCAAGCACUGAUUAAGAGGAGGUUGAAAACCUAUCCUGCGUCUUCCACACUCGAACCGACUGCAGCCACGAACGGCACCACCUCGGCACCCUGCAAGAAGCUUGACGAACUUAUGAACGCCCUCAAGACGAUACCCGAAACGGUCGAUGACAUCGCGGGUGCAUUCUACGAUCUUAACGAAGACGAGGCGAAACAAACUCUAGAAAAGUGCUGUGGCGAGGCUAAGAGCGCGAUCGAGCUGGUCAAACAGAGCUGGAAUGGUGAAGACGAUGAGUUCACGGCAUGGUCUGGCAAAUGGGUGAGCGCGCUGGAAGCUGCCUGA